Ambispora gerdemannii is the source of this 5001-nucleotide messenger RNA. NCBI's taxonomy places the organism in Eukaryota, Fungi, Glomeromycota, Glomeromycetes, Archaeosporales, Ambisporaceae. The record is from the annotation of a GenBank genome assembly.
AUGGGUAAAGCUAAGAAUCAUUCUAGUUCUAAAAGCAGUACCAAACAUGCCAAAAGCGGUCGAGCUGCGGAAAAAGCUGCUGCAAGCGGAAAAAAAACUACUGCAAUUAGCUCUGAAGAGUCUGCAAAGAGCAAAAAUAGGGGCGCGGAUGCAAAUGUCUCUUCGGAAUUAGGAGAAAAUUUAGUGAACUUCACAGGUGUAAUUGAUGCAGAUUUGUCCUUUAUUAUGAAAAAACUCGCUAAACGCGAUACUACAACAAAAUUGAAGGCAUUAGAAGAUCUAGAAGGAUAUUUACGUGCAAAGGAAGCAGAGGGAAAUAAUGUUACAGGAUUAGAAGACGCUGUUGAAGUUUGGGCGAAUUUUUAUGUGCGGCUAGCGAUUGACUCGGAUCGUCGUGUGCGAUUGGCGACAAACACUUGUCAUUUAUUAAUCGUGUCAAAGUUGAAAAAACGAUUGGCGCCAAAUUUAAAAGAAAUCAUUGGAGUAUGGGUCACUUCGUUUUUCGAUCAGAGUAAAGAUGUUGCUAGAGUUGCGGUGGAAUCAUUCCAGGCUGCUUUUUCCGCUGAGAAACGAAACGAAGUGUUGUUGUUUGGCCAAGCAGAAAUCUUGAAUUAUGUUUCUGAAAUACUUUUUCAGAAAACACCGGAAACACUAAAAGGUUCGAAAUUCAUAUCACAAGAAGAGAUGGAACAAAAGUAUGCGCGAGUCGUAUCAAGUUCAUAUUAUGCUAUUGCAUACUUAAUAGAGCAAUUAAAAGAAACUGAGCUGUCUAAAGCAAUAGAGUUGUAUGAUGAUUUAUUUGACAAUCAAAAACUCUGGGAGAAUUUGUCUAAUACAAACUCGUUGAUCCGUAAAUCGUGUUACAAUCUAAUAAAGACUUUGAGCACAAAAUGGCCAAAGAAAAUUGAGGAACGACUUGAAUUAUUGAGUCACGUUUAUCUAAGUGACAUAUUCAAUGAUAAAGACGCGAGGAUUCACGGAGAUUUGUGGGAUUCGUUGUUGAUGUUUACUAAAAGUUUUCCACAGUCAUGGGUAAUUGCCACCAAAGAGAAACCAAUGCUCCCUGAAUUAUAUCAUUUUCUUGAAUCCGGAGCUUUCGGGUCGGUCAAUGUCUCAUAUCCGAGUUUAUUACCGUUAAUUAGUCAAUUGCCACCUGAGCUUUUAUCCACCGAUCAUGAAUUCUAUUCAAAAUUUUUUGCGAACUUCUGGAAAGGUUUAACAAGCGGUACUAUUGAUCGCUCGAAUUCGGCUGCCAAGUCUGAAAACGAGAGAGACUCGCAGACGUAUCUAUUCGAAGAAUUCUUUCGACUUGUUGAAUUGUAUCUUGUUGGAUUUCAGGGAGCUGAUAAUAAAUUUCAAGCAAGAAACAUGUGUUAUGCGCUUUCCACUCAUAUUGUUCUUCUCUUGUCAAAAUCAAAAGACGUGUCAGAAUUGCUACUGGAAAGAAUGAGAAGUUUGGUGACCCAAACUAUUGAUAAAGAUGCUCUAACGGAAAUAUCACCCAAUCGAAACGCGGAUGCUGAUUAUAAAGAAUUUAGUCAAAGAUUGAUUGAUCUUUUUGGUUCAUUAUUAGCAAACACAAAAAUUGAGACACAAGAGGACAGGGAGACGAUUAAUAGGUUGAUCGCAAAUAUAUUUCUCACUGCUUUAGCUAAAUGCGAGCAGUCUUGGGGUCAAUCUGAAGGGUUAUAUUUCUUAUUAGCUACUUUAACAAAAGAUUUUAUUGAUAUAAUUUUCUCAGACGUCACUACACUAAAGGCUUUAGAAAAUUUUCUUGAUGGAAAAUUUCAUAGAAAUGUUACAUUAGUAUCUUUUCCAUCUGUUAAUUAUCUCAUUGACAUAUUCUGGAUAUGCUUAACUCAUAAAAAAGAUACCCACGAAAUUCAACAUUAUUGGGACACUUUAAUAUCAACAGUCUUGAAAAUCGAGGAUAUGGACAGAAAAUUGAAGAUUCUCUCAUGUCUGAUCUCUAAUGUGGGUAUGCGCCCAUUUGGCAAUGACCCUCGUCAGCUAUUCAACGAGGAACUUGACGCAUUUCUCUUAUCCUUGACUGAUACAUUAAAUGAGCAACUUGAAGAAAAUAUAAGAGAACAAAUAGAUAAUUUGUUAUAUGUGGUUCUUUUAUCAACUGGUUAUAUAUUAAAGCCAGAAACACGGAUGACUAUUUUGAAUAAACUUGCGGAUGUAAUCUCAAAAUUCAUACAAGACUAUUUUGUCUCGGAAAACAGUUUUAGCAUAUCCAAGGAACCAAUUUUCUCUAGUCUGCGGAUAUUUGAUAAGUUAUCAGCAACCAGCGAGUUUCUUGAAUUUUUAUUCGAUUCUCACCUGAUAUCAACGAUAGGAAAUAUAUAUGAACUUGUCUUUUUAAAAACCAAUGGAAGCUUGGACGAAGAUGCUAUAAAUACUUUUAUAAAGGUGUCAGAAAGGAUAUGGCAAGGGAUUAUACAAAAUCGUGAAACUAUUAGCCGAAAGGAUGCUAUAGCAGAAAUGAUCGUUCACAAGAUAAAAUCAGCAUUAUUGAAUAUUCAUUAUUCGGUAAGUCCUACCGACUUUGCCCAACGAGUCAUAAAGAUUAUUCAGGAUUUAUACGAAAAUGAUCGUGCAAAGAUACAAGAGAUAUUAGCCCAAUUUCUAUUAAGCAAUAAACAAUGGCGUGAGUUCAGUGAGCCUUUCUUGUCAUUGAAUCUCAAAUCUUCACUGUUUAGCGAGUCUCAAUCGAUAAAUACCGUAUCACAGACAUCACAAACCGGGAUUGAUGGGUCAAGUCAUAGCUUCACGUACGAUUCUUAUGGUUUAAGCAUUUACGCGCGUCAAGCAUUGUUCAUGGUAGAGCUUAUUAAUAAAUAUGGGAUAGAGAUAUUCCUUAAAAAGAAUUACGAAGACGAAGAUGAUGACGAUUUAACUAUAAAAAUUAAUAUAUUAUUACUUGAAUUACUUUCAUUUUAUGUAUUAUGCGCGGAUAUAAUAAGUGCUUAUAAUACCGGUCAACAUAUAUGGGAUGCUACUAGUGGGGAAGAAAGAAAAUUUCAGAUUUUUAAAACAAUACAAGUGGACAUUAUUUCCGCCUUGAAAAGAUAUCUAACUACUACCUUAUCAGAAGAUCCGUUCAAUUUCAAAGAAUUUUUAUCGCGUCUCGGUCAUGCGCCUGAUUUUCCCGAGGAAGAAGAUGAAAUAAUUGAUCCGCAAAGUUUAUUAAUUGAAACUAUCAGGAGAGCUCAUGGCAUCCAGUCGAGACAUUGGUCUAGAGUCUUGGAGUUGUUGAUUAGUAAUGUUUUUUCAAUCGCGAAUUUGUCGACGCCAAUGGCUGAAAAUUUUUUGGAAUUUAUCAAGAUAUCUAAUUUGAAUUUAAAACUAGAUUUGGCCUUAAUUUCAUCACUUCGAUCGUACCUCGAAUUAUCGGCUAAAUAUAAAGCUUUCCAAAACAAUCUAGCCGGAAGAUUAUGUAAUUUAGAUGCAAAAAAUAUCUUCACAAAAGAAACCUUAUUAAAAAACAAUGGAUGGACCUAUAUGUCUUUAUUGGUGGCUACUGCAUCAAAAGAUGAUCAAUUUUUUUUGCAACAAGCACGAGGCCGAAAUUUGCUACAACGCAUUCAAGCUUGGUAUGAAGAAUUAAAAGAUGCUCCGGAACCAUCUUCGUAUGCCGAACUUGUACAUGUUCAUAUCCAGAUCGCGCGUCUACUUAAUUUACUUGUACCUAUGACUCGGGAUCUUUACGCCAGCCAUUGGGACUUCUUUGAGCGUAACCUUGUUCUACGAUAUGAAGCUAUUCAAUUAUACAAUCGAUUGGAAAACCUUAGUGCGUCGUCAAUUCCUUCUGACGAGUCAGAAGAUGAGCUUUCACUCAAGUUGGAAGAGUAUCAACCGAAGAUUUAUGCACUUUUAGCGGAUUUCUUCUUCGAGGUUUCUACACACAAGAAUGAAAUUCUUUCGGAUAAUUAUUCCACUUACUUGGAUGCAUUAUCUAUUGCCUGCAAAUCACUUUCUUUGUCCCUGUUAACGCCUAAAGCGUCGCAGCUCUCUGAGACACUGCUAGUGCCACAUCUAGGGAUUCAAACAUGCACAUAUUCAUUGCUUCGAAAAAUGGCCAAGGAAAAAGUGGUUAUCUUAUCAGAAGAAUUAGAGAUUAUUAGUGCUUCAGACAAUACUUUCAGUGCUAAAUUCGAUGAAGGAUUGAGCACUUUGAUUACCGAAGCUCAUCAAAGUGAUUACUUAAAAGCAGUUAUUAAUGGAGAUCAUAAUGUUUUGGCUCUUCAUCACACCUUUGGAUAUUUUCUUGCAUGGAAAUUGAUAUUAGAUCACUUUGAUUAUACUACGCAAAAACUCAAAUUUCACUACCUCGAUCAUCUCAGAAACAAAAUGUUGGAUGACUUUCUUCCAUAUGUGUUUCAAACAUUGGGUCUUACAUCAACUGCUCCUACAUCAUUUGAUCUAAAUAAAUGGGACUUUACAGAAUUUUUCGUGGAAGCCUUUGAGAUUGAACUUGGCCCUGAAGUCGGAUUUCCGGUAUUCGGCGCACAUUUAUAUUAUCGAGCAUUGAGACAUUUUCCUUCGGCUAUAAGAGGAUGGUGGGUCGAAUGCAAAAAGCGUCAUUUAUAUGUUGCCGUGGAUAACUACACCGAGAAAUACUUCUCGCCGAUUAUUAUACAACAGCAAUUGGACCAAAUCCAACGAGAGGAUGUUAAAGCACAACUGCAAGAGGAUGAUAAGCUGCUUAUUCGGAUCGCGCGUGGUACUAAUGAAGUGAUUGCCGAAUUCCGGAUAGACGAAUAUGUGAUGGCGCUGAGCCUACGAAUGCCAAAUAGCUUUCCAUUGCGACAGAUUGAAGCUCAUACGGUGGAACACGUGGGUAAGACAGAGGUCAAAGAUUUAAAAAAGGCUCAGUUGCCUGUACAAGCAGUUAUCAAUACUCAGGAUGGAAGCUUGGAAGUGGCACUGAAUUUAUUUAAGAAAAAUAUGUCACUUCAUUUUGAAGGACAUGAAGAUUGCCCGAUUUGUUAUUCG